Rosa chinensis is the source of this 1302-nucleotide messenger RNA. RefSeq lists its product as uncharacterized. Bases 1 to 1302 code for a protein of 433 amino acids. The record is from RefSeq and is a predicted model, not a curated record. The transcript has 2 exons. NCBI's taxonomy places the organism in Eukaryota, Viridiplantae, Streptophyta, Magnoliopsida, Rosales, Rosaceae.
AUGAAAGUCUUAUACUGGAAUGUCAGGGGUAUUGCUAAUGCCCCUACGCAGAAUGCCUUAAAAGAUUUUAUUCGGGUUCACAAGCGGGAAAUACUGUGUAUAGCUGAGCCUUUUGUUGCUUUGAACUCUAUCCCAUCAUCAUUUUGGCGUGGUUUUGGUUUGGCAACAAUUUGUACUAACGAUCGCGGAGGUUCUAGGCCUAAUUUAUGGUUGUUUGGUAAGAUUUCUCUUGUUCCAAUGGUGCGUGUUCUCCUUGUGACAGAUCAGCAAGUCACUCUACAGGUCAUGCAUGAUUCAGUUAAUUGUAUUAUAACGGCAGUCUAUGCUCGCACUACUAUGGCUGAGCGUGGAAGACUAUGGACUGAUCUCGCUGAAGUUAAGGGCAGAUUUGUUUCAGGGCCAUGGUUAGUGUUUGGUGAUUUUAAUGCGGUGUUAGGAGCUCAUGAGAAAAAAGGUGGUGCUCCUGUUUGUCGUCGCUCUUGCGAGGAAUUUCAAGCUAUGUCUGAUAUUUGCGAACUAAUUCAUGUUGAUACUAAAGGUGCUGAGUUUACGUGGGCUCGGUGUUGUGGUCUACGGGGUAAUGUUGAACUUCGGUUGGAUCGAUGUCUUGCAAACUUAGAAUGCACAGUGAUUUUAAAUAUUUUGUUAAGCAAUGUUGGUCCUCUGUUUCCACUCAUGGUUGUCCUCCUUCGGUUCUGCAACAUAAGCUGCGUGUUCUACGUAAAGCACUCAAAGCAUGCAUGGAAUUGGGAGGUCUUUGGGGGCAUUCACCGGCGUGUGGACGCUGACCUAUCUGCUUUAACUAUCCUGCAAGAGCACAUUGCUCAUUCUGGUGGGUCAGAUGAGGAAUUUUCUAUAGAAAAUGAACUUCAAGCAAACUUAAUUGAGUCUCUUCGGUUGCAAGAGUUAUUUUGGAGAGAGAAGUCUCGGUUACGUUGGUUAUCUGAUGGUGAUCGUAAUACUACCUACUUUCAUGCCAUGUGUCGAGCACGCCAAUUGAGAUCUUCUAUUACUCUUCUUCGUGAGGGUGACCAGGUUUUUGAAGAUGCAUCUUCCAUUCAUAAUCAUGUACUUGACUACUACUCAAAUCUUUUUGCUAACCACGCAGAGCAUCAUGAUAAUGGUUUAGUUGAUCGGGUCAUUCCCUCUACGGUUACUGCUGAAGAAAAUGAUGCCCUCGCUCUUAUUCCAAUGGCGGAUGAAAUUUUGGCUGCCGUGAAAUCUAUGGAUGCGGAUAGUGCUCCGGGUCCUGAUGGUUUCACUGGUCAUUUUUUUUAUCUCUUGUUGGGAAAUAGUUGGUGA